UCCGGUGCAACCGUGCAAGUUUUGUACACGUUUUAAUAUUGCUCCAGCGGUUUCACGUUUCGUGUCGCACGACUUAAAGAAUGCGUUACGUGGCUGCUUACAUGCUGGCAGUUUUGGGAGGCAAGACCUCGCCAAGCCAGAAUGAUAUUGAAAAAAUUCUGUCGUCAGUGGGAAUUGAAACCGAUGUUGAGAAAUUGAAGAAAGUCAUUAAUGAAUUGAAUGGCAAAUCGAUAGAUGAAUUGAUUUCCAAGGGUAGAGAGAAAUUAUCAUCCAUGCCAGUUGGUGGGGCAGUCCCUGCUGGUAGCCCUGCAACGCCUACUGGUGGCGCGGCAGCUCCAGCCGAAGAGAAGAAAGAGGAAAAGAAACCAGCUAAAGAAGAAUCUGAAUCCGAGGAUGACGAUAUGGGCUUUGGCUUAUUUGAUUAAAGACACUUCUCUUUUUUUAUUUUGUCAUCAGAGAACAGAACAUGCUGCAUUCUGCAGCAGUGGUAUGAACGAUUUCCAGUUCAACUUUUGUAGGCCUUAAGAAUGAAUAGUUGAUACUUCUGCU
Cyphomyrmex costatus is the source of this 549-nucleotide messenger RNA. It is a transcript of the gene RpLP2, whose product is annotated as ribosomal protein LP2. The record is from RefSeq and is a predicted model, not a curated record. Gene Ontology annotation, cellular component: ribosome; cytosolic large ribosomal subunit. Gene Ontology annotation, biological process: cytoplasmic translational elongation. Bases 81 to 425 code for a protein of 114 amino acids. Gene Ontology annotation, molecular function: structural constituent of ribosome. Lineage: Eukaryota; Metazoa; Arthropoda; Insecta; Hymenoptera; Formicidae. The transcript is spliced from 4 exons.